Molecule: messenger RNA, 1629 nt
Organism: Drechmeria coniospora
Lineage: Eukaryota; Fungi; Ascomycota; Sordariomycetes; Hypocreales; Ophiocordycipitaceae
Product: serine/threonine-protein kinase Sgk2
Exons: 3
Coding region: 1-1629 (542 amino acids)
Biological process (GO): protein phosphorylation
Molecular function (GO): ATP binding; protein kinase activity
Source: RefSeq, a predicted model, not a curated record
AUGCUGAAGGGGGUGAUGGCAGUUCAUAACGGGAAGAAAUGGACGGGCUUUCCGGCCACUCCUGACGAAAAGCCGGUCUGGGACUGGCCUCGCUCACUACAAGAGCGCGCCUUCAGCAAUGCACCAUAUAAGCUUCAUACAACAAAAACCGCGAACCAGUUUAAGGAACGGAAAGGUCAGAUGGACCUCUUCUUUCAGACGCCAGCCACAAGAGCGAGCGCGACCUUCAAGUACAAGCAGGUCCUCGUCGUUGGGGAGCAAAAGAAGUCAUACGACACGGGCAGAUUCAAGGCGGAUCUCCUGCAGCUCACCCGCUACGUCCGAGGCGUCUUCACCGACCAGCCCACGCGCCGAUUUGUACACGGCUUCACCCUCUGCGCUUCCACGAUGGAGUUGUGGGUCUUCGAUCGGUCUGGGUCGUACAGUUCGGGGCCAUUCGACAUUCACGACGAGCCGGAUAAGCUUGCGCAUGCUAUUGUUGGGUAUGCCACAAUGGAUGACGAUGCGAUGGGUCUAGACACAUUCAUCGAGCGAAAGAGUGGGUAUCGUUAUGCUACACUGGACAAUGCAAGCGGCAACGAAUCGAGGACCAGGCUGGGGGCGCCUAUAGUCAGGCAGAAGGCCAUCGUCUGUCGCGGAACGACGUGCUUCAAGGCCGGAAAGGGCGACGUUGCGAAGUUCUCGUGGGCAUCGGACAAGCGGAAACUCGAGGUGAACCAGCUAAAGCUGGCGGAAGAGAGGGGUGUGAAGCGGGUGGCGAGAGUAGUGGCUCAUCGUCGCAUCACUACCAUUGCAGACAUGCGUGAGGGACUGCAGUUUCUAGAACGACACCGGUUCCAGAAUAAAGACGUUCCCCUGGACGAUCCGCCGUUGGGUACAGCAAGCGUAAAGACAUCUAGCAACAAACGCGAAUCAUCUUCCGAUUAUACGUCUGACGCGUCCGGGUCCAAGAGGCGGCGCUCCAACCGACAAAAGUCUAAGCUGGCUACGAAAUUCAACGAGCAGUUGUCUAUCACGAAGACAAAGCCGACCGGCCGUAUUAUCAGCGAUUACGAGACGGUGGAGGAACUGCUGGAGACAAUGCGAGAUGCCAUCAAGGUAUACCAAUCCCUUUACAUAGCUGGUAAAAUUCUGCACCGGGAUAUUUCUUCAAACAACAUCAUUAUUACGGAUCCCAAGGUAGCGGAUGGCUUCAAGGGUAUGCUCAUCGACCUUGACCUGGCCAAAGUAAGAGACAGUAGUCCAAGCGGAGCGCGGCACCAGACAGGCACGCUGCAAUUUAUGGCAGUCGAGGUGCUGCGCAAGGCCGAUCAUACCUAUCGCUACGAUCUUAAGUCGUUCUUUUACGUACUGCUUUGGAUGUAUCUAUUGAGGAAAUGGGAGAUGGGAAGUUUUAAGGACAUUGCCAGGAUCAAAGCGGGUGACAUGACGGUCGAUGGGCUUGAAGAGAUUAUGGGUGAAUUUGCUGACGCGCUCGAUGCCGUCAAGCCGCUCUGCCUGAGGAUUAGGAAGAUCCUCUUCCCCUUAGACAAAGAUGAAAGGAUGAGCUUUGGAACCCCUGCAGGAGACCCAAACCAACUUUAUGAGCACAUUAUAGCAGCGUUUGAUGAGGCUAUUCGAGAUGGGUAA